AUGGAUCUUGUGGAAACAGAUAAUGUGGAUUCAAAUACUGCAAUGCUGCUGAAGCUAGGGCCAUCUGGUGUGUCAGUAAACGACAGGUACAAUUGCUCGUCUGUGGUGCUGUGUUUGCAGGAGAAUAAGCUGAAAUUCUCGGUGUACCUGGAGAAGACGUACAAGGUGAAGAUCAACCCCAACUCCAUGUUUGACGUACAGGUCAAGCGUAUCCACGAGUACAAAAGGCAACUGCUGAACUGCCUCCACAUCAUCACCUUCUACAACCGCAUCAAGAGGGAGCCCAAUAAACAGUACACUCCUCGCACCAUCAUGAUUGGAGGGAAGGCGGCUCCAGGUUACCACAUGGCGAAGCUCAUCAUCAGACUCAUCACGGCCAUUGGCGAUAUCGUGAAUAAUGACCCGAUAGUGGGCGAUCGGCUCAAAGUCAUCUACCUGGAGAACUAUCGAGUGUCGCUUGCUGAGAAAGUGAUCCCAGCCUCCGACCUCUCGGAGCAGAUCUCCACCGCUGGUACUGAGGCGUCGGGAACUGGCAACAUGAAGUUCAUGCUGAACGGUGCCCUAACCAUUGGCACCAUGGACGGCGCCAACGUGGAGAUGGCUGAGGAGGCCGGCCAGGAGAACUUCUUCAUCUUUGGCAUGCUGGUGGAUGAGGUGGAUGCCAUGGACCGGAGGGGCUACAACGCCCGGUCCUACUAUGACCGUCUGCCGGAACUGAAGCUGGCCAUCGACCAGAUCAACAGUGGAUUCUUCAGCCCCAAGGAGCCUGACCUCUUCAAGGGCAUCGUUGACAUGUUAAUGCACCACGACAGAUUCAAGGUCUUUGCUGACUAUGAGGAUUAUAUCAAAUGCCAGGAGCGCGUCAGUGCCCUGUACAAGAAUUCCAGGGAAUGGACCAAGAUGGUCAUCAAAAACAUCGCCACCUCCGGAAAAUUCUCCAGCGACAGGACGAUCGCCGAGUACGCCCGACAGAUCUGGGGCGUGGAGCCCAGCAAGCACAAGAUCCCACCCCCCAACGAACCCCGGGAGUAGAGAUCCCUUGGCACUCCUCUCUCGAUCUCCCUC
Messenger RNA from Chiloscyllium plagiosum (whitespotted bambooshark), 1065 nucleotides. Lineage: Eukaryota; Metazoa; Chordata; Chondrichthyes; Orectolobiformes; Hemiscylliidae. The record is from RefSeq and is a predicted model, not a curated record.